Pelagomonas calceolata is the source of this 965-nucleotide messenger RNA. NCBI's taxonomy places the organism in Eukaryota, Pelagophyceae, Pelagomonadales, Pelagomonadaceae. The record is from the annotation of a GenBank genome assembly.
GUAAAAUAGUGAUGCGAGGCGUACAGCACAAAAACCGUGCAGCAAAACAAAACAGGUUUUGCUCCGCAUUGGUCUGUCCAAGGUUUGAAUUUGGGGCCGCGUACCGCUCGCCUGGACAGCGAACAGUGCGCUCCGGCAGCAUGCGGUGGCUGCUGGCCCUCGCCGCUUUGAGCAGCGCGCUCGUGCCGCCCCACCGGCCCCGGCCGGUCCGCACGCGCGUCUACAAGCUGCCGCAGGAGACCGUAGACUUGAAAUUUCGCGCCAAGGGGCUGCUGGACGACGUCAAGAGAAAUCUGGAAGAGGGCGCGGAGAUGCCGGACUCGGCGGAGAAGCUGCGCAAAGCGUACGUUACUGAUGUUAGUAGCCGGCGUCCCCCUGCUUCUUCGGCGUGCGUGCAUCGCGUGGUGGCGGCGCGCCGUCGUUGCCUGCGCACCAGCGCGUCGAUGGCGUCGAGGUGGCACCGCCUCGACGCCGUCGACGCGACGCACCCACAGCGCAUAGAGAGAGAGCAUUCGCCCAUGUGUGCCGCGCGGCGACGUCGUCGCCGCGACGCCGGCCUACAUAGACCCGCGCCGCGAUACACCGACGCAAUCGACGAGAGACGCGCCGCCGCGACACAACCUGUCUACGAACGCAGGAGCACAACGACAUUUAUGUGGCUUUCCUCGAGUUCUUCAUGGACCUCAAGCUCAACUACGACGUGUCGUACGAGACGGACAAGAUCGGGCCGACGACGAACCCGCUCACGGAUAUUGAGGACGAAAUGACGCGGGAGAAGCUGCCCUUCUUGUAUGAUGUGGCGAUGACGAUGCGCGACGGCGCCAAGCCCGAGGUCCAGUUAGGUAUUUGGCGGCUCGUCGUGGACAAGCUGAUCGACCGGACGGGCAUGUCGAACAAGGAGUUCUCGGUCUGGGCGUCCCGCAUCCUGGCCGAGGGUGGUAGCGCAUAACAUCUUUCGUGUGUUA